GACUCAAAGACCCAAACUAUUUCCUCUACUCCAGAGACGCUCCACACGAGCACCAGCUUCGCCCCUCCUGCCUUCGUUGGUUCUCUCUCUCUGAAAUCGGGGUCAAUGUCAGACAGCAACAAGUUAAUUCGGUGGGGGUAUUUACCUGAUGAGAUUCUUACCCAUAUUUUCACUUUCCUACCUAUCAAAUCCAUUAUCAUCUGUACCUCUGUCUCUAAAACCUGGAAAUCCCUAAUCCAAAACCCUACUUUCAUUUCCACCCAUCUCCACCACUCCCACACCAAAAGCCAAAACCUCUUCCUCCUCUUAAACAUCUCGCGGAAUGACAGAGAAGUGUAUGCAUUGCAUAAAGAAGACGAUGAUCCUGAUUUCACUGAAUACACCAGCUUUGAAUCCCCUUUCCAUGCUCCUGCUCCAGGCUUUCACGAAGUCGUCGGUACUUGUAACGGUCUGCUAUGCCUCUCCUAUGAUCACGCUAACGACAUCUUUCUCUGGAACCCUUGUGUGAGAAAGUUUCUCCAACUUCCUUAUCCCGAUGUCACCGUCGACACACAUGGUGUGUCCUGCACAUCUUUUGGGUUUGGAUUUGAUCCAAAAACUAACGAUUAUAAAGUGGUCAGGAUUCUCUCCAUAAUGGGUAGUCCUUCGGACUUUGUAAAGUCUCGACCCGUGGUCGAGGUUUACUCACUCUCCACUGGUGAAUGGAGAAUGCUUAGUGCUUCUGCUUCUCUGCCUCCUGUAUGCGCUAAAAUUAGUCACAGGCCGCCGGCAUUUGCCAAUGGGGCACUGCAUUGGAUUGCUGUCACAAAUGAUAAAAAACGGUUUGUUUUGGUGUUCGAUUUGGGGGACGAGGUCUUCCGCCAAAUUCUGCUGCCAGAACUUCCAAGUUAUACAGGGAAGAUGAUGUGGACUCGUGUUUCUGUAUAUGGAAAUUCCAUUGCUGGGUUUCAAAGAAGGGUAGAGACUGGUCAGAUCAAUAUAUGGGUGAUGAAAGAGUAUGGUGUUGCAUCGUCGUGGACAAAAUUUUCACAUCAGUGUCCAACUCUGGGAAUGCCCUCUCCAUGCCCAGUUGGCUUUAGGAGGAAUGGUGAGGUUAUAUUGCUAAAUAUUGGAUUAGAGCUCGUCUCGUGGAAUCCAGAUAGCCAAAAUAUUAAGAAUCUUGAAAUUAAUGGAUAUUUUGAUACUUUUUGUGGUUCUUAUGUCGAAAGUCUAUUUUUGUUUGACAAAGCCACUAAAGGUGUAGUUACAUACUGAGGAAAAACAGAAAAUCGGUAGGAUGCUUCUCAUGUUUUUAUAUAUUCUUUUUAUGAUUUUUCAUUUUGUUCUUUAUGUAUACUUGAAUUAAGUUGAUCAUACUUGCGUAUUGAUUAUCUUAAUGGCUUUAUCUUCAGGAUAAAUAGCUUAUCAAAGUUGUGGUCACUCUCUAUUAUAUUGAGAUGAUAGUUUAGUGCAUAGCAUGUAUACUUAGAAUUGUUUGUCCUCAUUUCAAAAUUUCUUUAAUAUAAUCAUUUAUUACUUAUAAAAUAAUGCACUUAUAGUUCUUAAAUUCUUGCAGGACCUCAUGCAAUCAUGUUUAUUGAUGAGCUCUAAAUGAGACAUUAAUUCAGCAAAACAAAAUAUUCAACAAAGCUCUUUGAUGUUGUAUAGUUUCUUAUAACUGAAUUAACCUAUUAUGUCGAAACGGCUUGAAGUAGUAUUAUGUUAAACUCCUUUUGUGGCUACACCAUUGUUAUAUUAGUAUUUUUUGAUGAUUCGCAGUUUGGUUUCACAGUUUGGUUUCAGUGUAUUCACUGAAAUGAUUAAGUAUUUAAUUUUGCCUACCAUGCUUGCAUUACGAUGAACAUGCUUGCCAUUGUUGUGUGUGUAAACAUGGAUAUACUGCUCAGUUGUGUUAAAUGUCUUUUUCCUCAGACAACUAGAUUUUUUUUGUACCUGCCUAAAGAGGUCUAAAAGUCAUUAUUGAUAAAAAGUUAAAAGGACAGGGAAGAAAAGGGGGGUGGGGGUGACAAUUGCAUAUUACAUAUUACCAUCUAAUAAGGGUUCUGUCGGGAUACCUAUCAAAAAAAAAAAAGGGUUCUGUCGGGAUUCAUUUUAAAUAGUUGCAUUUGUUCUUUAAUUUUUUUUUUUUUUUGGUGGACAUCCUACAAUGAUAACAAGUUUUAAGAGAUAAAACACCUAUCAAAAAAGUUUUAAGAGAUAAAUCUGAUGGAAUUAAUUAUUGAUCCUGCAGACCUUAGUUGAAACAUUGAAUUAAAGACCACAUUCUAUGCAUAUGAACGGAAGACAAAGAUUCACAUGGCUUUCUUUUAGGACUAUACAUCUGUACAUUUCCUAAGAAGUAGGGGAGAGGCCCCCAACUUAGCGAGUUUGACUGUGGGAAUUCUAGUCUUUGUUAAAAAUAAUAUUGGUAAUUAAAAACUGCAUCAGUUGGUUUUAGUCUUUUAGUUGCAAGAGCAUAGGCUUUUGACCAAGUAGGGAAUUAAAGUGAUUGCAAGCGUAAGCCCAAGAGAAUUGAGACAGGGCUGUGUUGUGGAUGUACAAGUUUGUCGCUAGUGGCAGGUAACUUAUUUUCAUUUGAUUUCUACUAAUAAUUGGUUGAAUUGCUUUGGAACUGUAAUAGAUCUUCUAUAGUUGCUAAGGAUGAUGUAACCUGUUUGAACAUGUGGUUCCCAUUUUGGAAUAUUAUUCUGUGUAAGGAUGAAUAGAGUUGUGCCUCUUGCUAAAUCAUUUGAGUGAGCUCAUCAUAAAAGAGUGAUUAUGUCCUCAACAAUAUAAAGGGACUUUUUGUCCUUCAUUUUGAUGUUAGAAUUUUCCUUCUUUGUUUUAUCAUUUUUCCUAUAAAUCUUUAGUUCUUUACAUUAA
Molecule: messenger RNA, 2862 nt
Organism: Quercus robur (English oak)
Lineage: Eukaryota; Viridiplantae; Streptophyta; Magnoliopsida; Fagales; Fagaceae
Product: F-box protein CPR1-like
Exons: 2
Coding region: 106-1254 (382 amino acids)
Molecular function (GO): protein binding
Source: RefSeq, a predicted model, not a curated record